Molecule: messenger RNA, 1210 nt
Organism: Hypanus sabinus (Atlantic stingray)
Lineage: Eukaryota; Metazoa; Chordata; Chondrichthyes; Myliobatiformes; Dasyatidae
Gene: tmem243b
Product: transmembrane protein 243, mitochondrial b
Exons: 5
Coding region: 285-641 (118 amino acids)
Source: RefSeq, a predicted model, not a curated record
GCAAGCACAUUGGUUUUAUUUGCAUAGUCUACAGGAACGAAGAAUCAGAAGCCAACUGAAUACUUAAACUAUUAGAAGAAAUGCAUCUUUUGAAAUGGCUGAGCAACAUACACAUAAUGCUGGAUGGUCACAGCAGAGUCGUUCACCAUGAAAGCGAAGAGGAAAUAUCUCCACUGAAGUGCUUUUCCUCAGAAGUGAAUAGAUUUACCACAAUGUGGUCGGGAUAACUUACAGAGAGCUUGCAAGAUUUUGCUCUGCAUGAAAGUGUAUUGUGUAAAGUUGCAAUGGAUGAAUAUGCCACACGGACAUACGGCACAAGUGGACAAGACAACAGGCCCUUAUUUGGGGAGACGUCGGCAAGGGAUCGGAUUAUCAACAUCGCUGUAGGUGUCCCCACUGCACUGUUACUAUUAGUAACGAUUAUCAGUGCUUUUGUUUUCCCUCAAUUACCUCCAAAGCCACUGAAUAUUUUCUUUGUUGUCUGCAUCAUACUGAGUUGCGUCUCAAUUGCUGUUCUUAUUUGCUGGUACCGACAAGGGGACCUGGAGCCUAAAUUCCGAAAUCUCAUCUACUACAAUUUAUUUUCCACUAUUCUGCUGUGCAUUUGUGCCAAUUUGUACUUCCACAAUGUCGGUAAAUGAUUUCUGCACGCAAGCACGAGAAUUUGUGCCUGUGACCUGCUUAAAAACGGGAGGCAUCAUGCAGAAGUUCCCGGAUGCCUCAUUGGAUUUUUCUGGUCUGCACCGCGAGACAGUGUUUUGCCAAAGUGCAGUGAGUUUUUACAUCAGCUAUUCAUCGUGACACUGAGCUCGAAAUAGGUAGCAUUACAUUUGAGCUGGGGUGAACGCUGCAGUUAUUUUCCGAACUAACUUCUACAACUUUGCACUAAUGAACAUUCCAGACUUGCCAAUGUUUUGAGAUACACACAUUCCCUUUUUGUAAAGGGUGAUUUUUGUUCUCCUCCUGAAAAUCCUUUUUUAAUUAUAUAAAGCACUUGAAAGACAAAGUAAAACACAUUAGAAAUGAAGAUACUGCAGGACGAAUGUUUAUUUUGUCUUGAACUUGACUGCACUAUGCAACCACUUAACUCUACUGUGUUUGUACAAUGAAAUGAUAGUCAAACCAAGACUGAACUGAGCAGACAACACACUGUAGGAAAGCAUUUACUUUGUUUUAAAGAAUAAAUAGUAAUAAAAUAAUUUAUAUACAU